AUGAGUUUCAGGUCAGCCCAUGACGAGCACAAUUUUUGGGCCCAAUCAGAGACUUAUGUGGAGCUCGAGCGAGUCAAUGAUUGGCGAACCGGAGAUCCAUCUGCAACCGUGGCAAUGUUACCUGAAUGGUACUUGUUUCCUGUAUUGGGUGUUCUUUUAAUGGUUUCAAUACCAGCGGGAUUAUUAAACGUACCUUUUUUGGGAAAAUGUGAAUAAAUCCCUAAAAUCCAUCUCGUAGGCCAGCAGCUACAUCAGCCUUUCUGAUCGGUCUUGUAGUAACAUUAUCCAAUGAUAAAUCUCUUACUUCGGAUCCUUUUUAA
Messenger RNA from Spirodela intermedia, 320 nucleotides. Lineage: Eukaryota; Viridiplantae; Streptophyta; Magnoliopsida; Alismatales; Araceae. The record is from the annotation of a GenBank genome assembly.